Messenger RNA from Ochlerotatus camptorhynchus, 2927 nucleotides. RefSeq names its product secretory 5 (gene Sec5). Gene Ontology annotation, cellular component: exocyst. Gene Ontology annotation, biological process: exocytosis; Golgi to plasma membrane transport. The transcript is spliced from 6 exons. Bases 47 to 2737 code for a protein of 896 amino acids. NCBI's taxonomy places the organism in Eukaryota, Metazoa, Arthropoda, Insecta, Diptera, Culicidae. The record is from RefSeq and is a predicted model, not a curated record.
GUGAAAAAUUGUUAUCGUCGUUAUCGGUGUGAAAUAGCGUUCAGCCAUGGUAAAUCGUCCCAUCGUGACGGGGCUCUCGCCGAAGGAGGGCCCCCCGGGUACGCGAGUCACCAUCCGGGGCGAGUUCCUGGGCUCCAAGGUGAGCGAUCUGGUUGGGCUGACCAUUUGCGGCUGCGAUUGUCUUCUGUCGGCCGAGUGGAAGUCCGACAAGAAAAUCAUCGCCCGAACCGGUGCGGCCAAGGGCAAAGGGGACAUUAUUGUGACGACGCGGGUGGGAGGCGUCGGGACGAGUACGGUGCAGUUCCGGGCGUAUUACGAGACCAUAGGGCCGAUGAAGGAGUCCGCCGUUUGGGUCGAAGAAUCGCCGAUGCAGUCGCUGGCGUGGGGAAGAAGGUCGCUAGCACCGACGGGGUACAUUCAGGAGGACCCGCUCGGUCUGUCAAUCGAGGGUAAUGACAAAAAGUUUCCGGAAGAUUUGCGGGAUAUAUUUCCGGAGGGCUCGGGGGAUUUGUCGCAGGAAACCUUUCUUCCCGGGUGGUUCCUGUUGGAGAAUCACCACGCGACGUCGUUCGAAGAUUUGAAGGCGGGCUUGUCCUACCUGCGGCGCAGGGUGGAAAGUCAGAAGGAAGGGCAGUUGUCGUUUCUGAAAUCGAACGCCGGUUCAGUGAUGGAUCAGCUGGAUACCUUGAUGGUCAUGCGGGAUCGCGUCACGCAGGAUGCCAAGAUGCACGGGAAGGACCAGGUCAAUGAUCUGGAAAAGGCGAUCAAGAAUUCUAUCGACGCUUCACAAGAGCUGUUCAAAGAUGUGCUGGCCAGGAAGGAGAAAGCGGAUGCGACCAGGGCAGCCCUGUCCGCAUUGUCCCGGCAUAAGUUCCUGUUCUGUUUGCCGAACUCGGUGGAGAAGAGUGCGGCCAAGAAUGAGUUUGAUAUCGUGGUGAACGACUACGCCAGGGUGAAGAAUCUUUUUGGGAAGACGGAGGUUCCGAUAUUUAUGAAAGUCCUGGAGGAAGUCGAUCACAAAAUUCUUGCUAUCAGACAGCAGCUGCACAGCAAGAUUAAGGAAAUGCCCCAGGGAGUGGAGCAACAGAAGAAGCUGGUUAAAGCUCUGAUCAGCUUGGAAGCUCAGCAAGCGGGAACCAGCGUGGCCAGUAAACUUGUAAUCGAAGACCCGGCUUGGGAUGCAAUCGAUGCUCGGGCAAAGUAUCUGGAAGAUACGUUCCUCAAAACGUACGAGCAGUACACCGGAAAGGAGGCUAAUCCGACGGAACCGAAGUCCCGUGCCGACCCGAAUGCCACUCCCAAUAGGGUGCAAUUUUGCGAGGAAAUGACCGAGAUAGCGGCCAGCCAGUUUCCGGAUCUCUGGCGACUGGGGCAGGCUUACUUCACCGGUGAACUAAGGGGAGCAGGUCAACCGAAGCCGGGCAACUUCAAGCGAAUCAUUCUAACCGUAAUUGAGCAGUUCUGCUUGUAUUUGAAGGCGGCCCUGCUUCCGACGAGCAACCAACGUUCGCUGCUGGCGAGUAGCAUGAAAGGACUUCCCACCUGGCCGGCGACCAAUCUUUCGUUGAACUAUCUAAUCACGUGGCUGCCGCACUGCUUGCGCUACGUGAGGGUUUCCUACGCUACCCUCAUCCGGUUGGAUUUACCCAGCGAAGCGCUGGACAUUGUGCUGAAGUUCAUCGACGAGCUACGGCUGAACUGUUUGUCUACGAUUUUGAAAAAGGCAAACGAGAAGGUCAAGAAGCUGCACGAGAAGGAGACGUGGGACUUUACAGUGGCUGAUUUCGCCGGGGCGACGUCCUUGCCCUCCAAGCUGGAGGAAAUUCUAACCGAGGCGAUCGAAGACGCUCAGACGCUCUGCCUCACGCCGGAAGUGCGAGAAUCGUCCCUUCUGGAGCCGCACUCGGACGGCCAGCGGGAGAUGUCCAAGCGCUUCCAGGAAAUUUUGGGAACGUUCUGCGGCGUCAUCGAGACACUGGCCCUGCAACGCUCGGACGAGGACCCCCAGCAGGCACCGAUGCUGUCGCAGUUGAUCGGCUUCCCUGCUGCGCUGAUCCAGCAACAGAUAUCUGGCGACAAGAGCUGGGGUUCCAGCAUCACCUGGGAGCAACGGCUGCUCUGCUGCCUGUCCAACUGUAUCUACUGCAAUAAGAUCUUCUUCCCCAAGCUGGGAGGAAUGUUUACCAAGCACCACUACCCGGUCCCGACGAUCGCCAUCGAAAAUUCCCGCUCGACGGUGAAUUCCCUGUUCAGCAGUCUGUUGGACAUGUACGUUGAGCACAAGAGCGAUCCCCUGGUGGGAACGAUCGAACCGUCCAUGUACAUCGGUCGCUUCCAGUGGGACCAGGUCGGUACCUCGGACAAGCUCAGUCCCUACGCGCACGAGUGCUGCGACAAUCUGGUGUCGGUUUACUCGGAGAUAUUCUCCAUCUCGCCGGUCCUGCUCCGGCCGGUGCUGGAACCGAUCGUCCAGACAGUGGCGGAAGAACUGGCCCGGCUGAUGAGCUGCGUUCAGAAGUUCAACGUAAAUGGUGCCCUGCAGGCCAAAGUGGACAUCCACGUGAUACGGGACGCGGUUCGGGUCUACAGCAACGAUACGGCUAAAUCAUUUUUCGUUGAGGCACUGGAAGCCAUUCCACAGGUUCCGGAAAGCGAGGAACAAAUCCAACAAACGGUUCGGCAGAUCAAGAACAACAUGCGCCUGCAGUUGAUGUGUCUGCAGGUGGUGGAUCCCUGACACGAUUCGAUCAACUUCAAAAUGAUGUACACCAAGGUAAGAAAGUAACCUACUGGAUUCUCUGAUUAUGCUAAUUAUUAUAUUACGAAAGCGAUAUUUAAACAAAGACUUUCCAGCAGUAUAUUUAUCAUAUUACAAGUAGGGCACAAUAAUAAUUCCAUUAAAAUGCACAGAGUUAUAUUUGAAGAAA